CCUGCGCCUCCGAGGCGGCACUGUUAUCAUCUGCAGCGCAGCAGCUCCCAUCCUGAGGGGGGCCUGCUAGGUGGUGCCCGCGGCCUGUUGGGUGGUGCCGAGCUUGAAGGGGGAGGUACCGAAGAAAUGAGGGUGUUCUGAAAUGGCAGGGGUCUCCGUCAUAAACGGCUCAGGCCUGCAGAAGCCAAGGAGGGAUGUAGGCGAGCGUGUCUGUCUUUAUUUGCAGGUUCCUGGAAGCACUUUGGCUAGAAGAGGUGUAUUCAGGGCUCUGUGGGGAGCUCCUGCCUCCGGUAGGAAUUGCUGAUAGAGGUUAGCAAUGGUCCGUAGUGGAAAAAAUGGUGGGCUCCACCUGAAGCAGAUUGCAUACUACAAACGAACAGGAGAGUAUCAUCCCACAACAUUAUCAAGUGAAAGAAGUGGAAUCAGGAGAGCAGCCAAAAAAUUUAUUUUCAAAGAAAAUAAAUUGUUCUAUGUUGGAAAAGACAGAAAACAAAUGCGCCUGGUAAUUGUUUCAGAUGAAGAGAAGAAAAAGGUUCUUGAGAAAUGCCAUGAAAAUGCUGCUGGCACUCAUCAUGGUAUAUCAAGGACACUGACUUUAGUAGAAUCUGGUUACUACUGGACCUCUGUUACAAAUGACGUCAAGCAGUGGGUGUAUGCUUGCCAGCACUGCCAAGUGGCAAAGAAUACAACCACCACAGCACCCAAAACACACCCUAUCAAAGCAGAGGAGCCAUGGACAGUUGUCACUAUAGACCUAAUGGGACCUUUUAAUGUUACCAACAGAAGCCACAAGUACAUCAUAAUUAUGACAGAUUUGUUUACAAGAUGGGCUGUUAUCUUGCCUCUGCAUGACACUUCAGCAGCUGAAAUUGCUAAGGCAAUCAUACAUGUGUUUUUCUUAUAUGGGCCACCUCAAAAAAUGCCUAUUGAUCAAGGGAAGGAGCUUGUUUAUCAGAUAAAUGAAGAACUGUUUGCACUGUUUGGCAUGAAACAAAUUGUAUUGUCUUAUCCUCAGACAGAUGAUGUAAAUGAAAGAACAUGCAAGACAAUCAAAACUUUCCUUAACAAAUACUGCAGUGACCAUCCAAAUGAUUGGGAUGAACAUUUGUCUGCUAUUGCCUAUGCUUUCAAUUUGAUAAAUUUGGAGCCAGAUCAAAACACUCCAUAUUUCCAAAUGUUUAAUCGUAACCCACAUGUUGUUGAGCCAAUGAAUGUAUGUGUGGAAGGAGAAUACAGUAUGUUUGCCAAAAUAUUUGAAGCAACUAAAAAAGCCAGUCAAGCACGGGAAGAAGAGAAAACUUCAGAUUGCCAGGUGGAGAAAAACACUUCAGAUGAACAAAAAGUUGGAAACAAAAUCACUGUCAAAAGGAAGCCAAAGCAAUUAAAUACCCUUCGACUUAAAGUUGGCCAUGAAGUCCUCAGACAAAGAAAAAACUGGUGGAAAGAUGGUCGUUUCCAGUCGGAAUGGGUUGGUCCUUGUAUUAUAGAUUACAUCACAGACAAUGGCUGUGCAAUAUUAAGAGAUGCCACAGGAUCCAGGUUGAAAAGACCUAUCAAGAUGUCUCACCUCAAGCCAUACAUAAGAGGGUCCAGUGAAAAAGACAACCAUUACUUUCUACAAGGUGCAGUAGUUGUUGACCAUGACUAUAUUGGCUUAUCUGAAAGAUCCUAUAAUCCAAGCCAACAAGACUCUGUUGCUGAAGAGGAAAUAAAUGCCUGUACAAGAGAUGUCACAUCGGCUGUGCAAAUGCCACCUGCAUCUUGCGAAGACCAAAAUUCAACAGAUGUUAAACAUCAGUCUGAGAUGGCAGAAGAUCAUUGCAUUGGAUCGAACAAUGCAGAGCCAGAGCAAUGGCCUUCAUCUUGCUGGACAUUUCAGACCAAGAUAGAGGAUACUUAAGCAUAGUCUCAUUGCCAAACAGUUUGGAACUUCUGUGGCAGACUGAAAAAAAAUGUAAUAGAUUCACAUUCCUUAGCCAAAUCUCCUUUAUUUGUGAAUACAAGAGUACUUCAGCUGUCCACUGGUUAAUUUGUAUGGGCAUUAAGAAGGAAUUUCUCUGUUACUAAAAACGUAGGCACAACCUAGUAAAAGCACAUGUUCUACUACCCUAUGAAUUUAAGAACACUGUACGUGUCCAGUGGUUAACUUAUGUGGGUGUUGAGAAGCAUGCACUCAGUGACCAAAAGUACAGGCACAACUUAGUAAAAGCACAUAUUCUUAUGCAUUUGAAUUUCAGAUUUUGCUGGCAGAAUGGCAGUACCUUUACUGUUAUCCUCUCAGGACAGAAUGCAUCAUUUCACUGUAAUGACCUUUUCAUUAAUCCUUAGAUGACUCAUUCCUAAUGUGUAGAGACACUGUGGGAUGAAUAUAAUCUAAGCAACUUGAUGUGAAUUUUGCCUCCGUUGUAGAGAGAAUCCUUUUCCUGUUAUAAAAGUUUCCUAUUCUUUCUCAGAAACUCCAGCCGCUGACUUUUACAGCUUUUAAUUUCUUUAACAUCUCACAAAACAGUAAAGCUGCCAAAAUCAAUUACCUGUAAUGUUCUGCGUAUGAAACAACAUGGCCUUCAGCUUGAUAUCACUGGCCACAGCUGUGUAAGAAAAGAGCUCAGCACUAUGACAGAUACUAUCUUAAAAUUUAAAUGAAAAAAUAGAACGUAUUUUGUGUAUUCUGAAAAUCCAGUCAUACAUAAAUACACCUUUUCUCCACAGAGACUGUUUCAGAAAGAGGGUGCUGGGAGGCAGCUGAGAUGCUGGCUUAACAGGCUCCUCUAUGCCAGCUCUACAGAGCACUUGGGGAUGAACAAGUUUUGUGUUGGUGUUGACAAAGCUAUGCAAUCUUUCUGUUAGCUGCUGUUACUCCCAAGCCAUGCUGUCCUCUGAGGACAGGUGACCUUUACAGUCAUCUGCCUAGUGCAGUCAGGGAAGUAAAGGAAGUGUGCCCGGUGAAACACAUUUGUCAAAAAAAAAAAAAAAAGCUGGGACAUCCUGUCAAACUAGUUAGAGCAGCAGAAAAAACACAUGCAAAUAUGACAUAACCAGUAAGUGUGAACAAUGGCCUUACUUCGAUUUAAUUUUUUCCCCCAGUAAUGAGCACUGU
Egretta garzetta (little egret) is the source of this 3097-nucleotide messenger RNA. It is a transcript of the gene GIN1, whose product is annotated as gypsy retrotransposon integrase 1. The record is from RefSeq and is a predicted model, not a curated record. NCBI's taxonomy places the organism in Eukaryota, Metazoa, Chordata, Aves, Pelecaniformes, Ardeidae. Gene Ontology annotation, molecular function: nucleic acid binding. The transcript is spliced from 8 exons. Gene Ontology annotation, biological process: DNA integration. Bases 317 to 1900 code for a protein of 527 amino acids.